AUGACUACAGGAAAAAAUCUAUCUUUAGUACCGAGAUCUCUAAUCAGGGCAUUAACGAUUUGCUUAUGUAGUUUCAUUUAUUCAUCAUCCAUCAUUUUAGCUACUACGACUACAACUGCCCAAAACAUACCGAGUGCCUUCUGGCCAUUUGAUAACAAUGCAUUGGAGUUGUACAACACUGGUAUCGACGGAACUGUCUCUGGUGGUCCAACGUAUACAACCAGUGUCCUUGGAUAUGGCGCUGCUAUCAGUCUUACUCGAUCUUCCAGUCAAUACGUUUACAUUACACCAACAAUAAUUCCAUUCAAUUCUCGUAGUUUCACAGUAGAAGCAUGGAUCUAUCCUAUCGGUUUUUCUGCUAGUAAUGACUAUGGAAUAAUGGGUCAAUGUCAAACAACUAGUACCAAUUUCUGCUUUCACGUUAUAGUUCGAAACAUCAACCUAUAUUUUGGGUUCUAUUCGAGUGACUUACAGGGUGGAACUACUCUCACAAUGAACAUUUGGCAACAUAUAGCUUGUGUCUAUGAUUUGACGACGGGGACACAACAAGUGUGGCUCAAUGGUAAUCUUGAUGGUUCACGUUCAGCGAGUGCCUACUCUGGUCUGUGGGGUAUAACAACGAUUGGAGCUACUUUUCAAUCAGGCAGUAUUACUUCUUUUAAUGGUUACAUUGACAAUGUAAGAUAUACUUCUAUAGCUAAAAAUUCGACUGAAAUUUUAAGGGAUGCCAAUCUCCAAGUUUAUUAUUCAUUCAAUGGUGGUUCGCUUACUGAUUAUGGUCCAAAUGGCAUUAAUGCAACUGCCUUUGGAGUUCUCGUCAGUACUACUGGUCGUGUUGAUCAAGCAAUACAGUUUAACUCGGGACCCUACAUUUCGUAUGCGUAUUAUCCAUUUUACUUUUUAGGCGUUAGUGGCUAUUCAUAUACGAUGGCCUUGUGGGCAAAACCGACAGGAAGUUACUCGGCACAAACACUUGUUUUCGUAACAGCAUCAAGUGGUUGGUGUGUUCACUUUGUAGUAACAACAUCAACUGGAGUUUUAACAGUUAACAGUUGGAUGGGUAGUGGUGUAGGCGCAGUCGGUCCUACGCUCACGUUAAACACUUGGACACAUAUUGGCUAUACUUAUAGCACAUCGAAUGGUGUUCUAUUGUAUAUCAAUGGUAACUUAUACUCGUCGAGUGGGUCUUUUACAUUUUCGGCUUCCGGUGCCCCGAUGCUCAUCAGAUUAGGAGGAGAUAGUGGUGGAACGAGUUGCUCGCCUGGCUAUGGAGGUGCAUUCACGGGUGCUUUGGAUGAAUUCUAUCUUUAUAAUCGUGAAUUAACAGCAGCUCAAAUUUAUGCAUUAGCGAAUCCUUAA
Rotaria socialis is the source of this 1359-nucleotide messenger RNA. Lineage: Eukaryota; Metazoa; Rotifera; Eurotatoria; Philodinida; Philodinidae. The record is from the annotation of a GenBank genome assembly.